GCCAUUUUCGAGUGUAGAAGCCGCCAAGGCUGCAGGCAGGAAACGAAGGUAGCUGGUACUGCAGGGGCUGCUAGUCGGAAACUUGCUGGCCCGCGCUUCUAGUUACCAACUCCGCUCGUGGGUGAGGACGGAAUACUUAGUAGCUGCCUGGUAAGCUCAUCAGUGGAUAUAAUAUUCCUGCGUUUUGCUUCAGGAGAUAAUAUUUUGAGGAACUCGCUGGCAUUAGACCGGAGGUUAAAGCUUCGAUACGCAACUGAGCACUUCGAAAAAGCAUGCAUUGCCUUCGAAGUGUAGAGGAGGGGAAGCUUCUUCCAAUACAUUCUUUCAGAAAUUUGGCAAGACGCUGAUUUUUAAAACUUGUACAUUCAAAUCGCAGCAGAGUUUUGAUUUUGCGGCUGGGAUCCGAGGAGUGAUAUUUUGCAUUAGGUUCGCAACUCUAUUAGGAAACACCGCUACUUCGACCCCUUAUGGAUGCAAGUUAAGAGGGGUGAGGAAGAGGUGAUGGAUUUAUGAAGUACUUCAGCACAAAGGAAAACAAACUUCACAGUUUUUAUAGUAUGAUUAUUUGGAAUUGAAACAGCAGACAGAAAUCAUGCCAAGAAAAAGAACUAAAGUAUCUACGGCAGCCCAUCAAAAAGGCAAUGAUUCCUUGGAGGAGUCCUCUAAUGAUGGGAAACCUGAAAAAGAAGCGAGUAUGCACCCCCCUGAAGUACCUCAGCAAGCAGUAUCAAAUGGAGUAGUUGAUCAAAGUUUAGAAGAAAUUUUGAGUAGCAUCUCUCCUCCCCCACCUCCAGCUAUGACCAAUGAAGCUGGAGCUCCUCGUCUCAUGAUAACUCACAUUGUAAACCAGAACUUCAAAUCUUAUGCUGGGGAGCAAAUUCUAGGACCGUUUCAUAAGCGUUUUUCAUGCAUUAUUGGACCAAAUGGCAGUGGAAAAUCUAAUGUGAUUGAUUCCAUGCUCUUUGUUUUUGGCUAUCGAGCACAAAAAAUAAGAUCCAAAAAAAUUUCGGUACUGAUACACAAUUCUGAUGAACAUAAUGACAUCCAGAGCUGCACUGUAGAAGUUCAUUUUCAAAAGAUAAUUGACAAGGAAGGGGAUGAUUACGAAGUCAUUCCCAACAGCAGUUUCUGUGUUUCCAGAACAGCCUAUAAAGAUAAUUCUUCAAUCUACCAUAUCAGUGGGAAGAAAGCAACUUUUAAAGAUGUUGGGCUUUUGCUCCGAAGUCAUGGUAUUGACCUAGACCAUAAUAGGUUUCUAAUUUUACAGGGAGAAGUUGAACAAAUAGCAAUGAUGAAACCAAAAGGGCAAAAUGAGCAUGAUGAAGGCAUGCUUGAAUAUUUAGAAGAUAUAAUAGGAUCAGGACGAUUGAAAGAGCCUAUUCAAACGUUAUGUCGAAGAGUGGAGAUAUUAAAUGAACAAAGAGGUGAGAAGUUAAACAGAGUUAAAAUGGUGGAAAAAGAAAAAGAUGCCUUGGAAGGAGAACGGAAUAAAGCAAUUGAAUUUCUUUCUUUGGAAAACAAAAUGUUUAAAGAAAAAAAUAAAAUCUGUCAAUACUACAUUUAUGAAUUACAGAAGCGGAUAUAUGACCUGGAAGCACAGAAAGGAAAAAUACAUGAAGACACUAAAGAAGUUAAUGAGAAGAGCAGCAAACUGGCAGAUGAAAUGAGAGAUAAGAAUGAGGCUCUGAAAGAAGUAGAAAAGAAACUCAAUGAAAUCACAGCAUUUAUUGAAGAAAAUAAAAAUAAAUUUAACCAGCUGGAUUUAGAGGAUGUUCAAAUAAGGGAGAAUCUAAAACAUGCAAAAAGCAAAUCAAAGAAACUAGAGAAGCAGCUUCAGAAGGAUAAAGAAAAGAUAGAAGACCUCAGAACUGUACCUGCUAGCAGUGAAUCUGCAAUUACUGAAGCAACAGCUAAGAGAGAAAAUCUAGAAAAAGAAAAAGAAAAAGCAGAAGAAAAACUAAAAGAAGUUAUGGACAGUCUUAAAAAGGAAACUCAAGGACUGCAGAAAGAGAAAGAGGAUAAAGAAAAAGAACUAAUGGAAUUCAGCAAAACAGUUAAUGAAGCACGUUCAAAUUUUGACAUGGCCAAGUCAGAACUUGAUCUGUAUCUUAGUCGUCAUAAUACUGCAGUAUCUCAGCUAAAAGCAACAGAAGAUGCUCUUCAGGCUGCUUCAGGGACACUUAAAGAAAGAUUAACUGCUAUCAAAGAAUUGGAAUCAAAAUUACCUCAAACGGAAAAUGAUUUAAAGGAGAAAGAAAAUGAAUUGGAUAAACUUACAAAGGAGGAGGCGGAUCUGAAAUAUUACAUUGGAGAUCUACGUCAGAAAGUAGAAGAAGCAAAAAGUUCAUUGGCAAUAAAUAAAAGUCAAGGAAAAGUUCUUGAAGCCUUGAUUCAGCAGAAGAAAUCUGGAAAUAUUUCUGGAAUAUAUGGAAGACUUGGUGACUUGGGAGCUAUAGAUGAAAAAUAUGAUGUUGCAAUAUCAUCAUCAUGCGGAGCGUUAGAUCACAUAGUUGUUGAUACUAUUGAUACAGCUCAAAAAUGUGUUAAUUUCUUAAAGAAGCAAAACAUAGGAGUAGCAACAUUUAUAGCUCUUGAUAAGAUGGCAGUAUGGGAGAAAAGCAUGGGCAAAAUUCAGACUCCUGAAAAUAUUCCUCGUCUAUUUGACAUGGUGAAAGUGAAAGAUGAGAAGGUUCGCCAAGCCUUUUAUUUCGCUUUGCGUGAUACUCUGGUAGCCAAUAACUUGGAUCAGGCCACCAGGGUAGCAUUUGGAAAAGGCAACAGAUGGAGAGUCAUAACGUUGCAAGGACAACUUAUAGAACAAUCAGGAACAAUGACUGGUGGUGGAGGAAGAGUAAUGAAGGGUAGAAUGGGAUCCUCUUUUAUAGUUGAAACAUCCGAAGAAGAGGUCCAUGAAAUGGAAUCACAAUUGCAAAAAAAAUCUCAAAAAGCUAUGCUAUGUCAGGAACAGAAAGCACAACUGGAGGAAAUAAUAGCAAAAUUACAUAAAAAUAUUAGAGAAAUGAAAAACACUUUAGAAAAAUACACUGCCAGUAUAAAGAGUUUGACGGAUCAAGAAGUUCACUUAAAAGUCCAGGUUAAAGAACUAGAAGCAAAUGUAAUUGCUUCUGCUCCUGAUAAAGUCAAGCAAAUAAAAAUGGAGAAAAGAUGUAAUAACUUCAAAGAAGAUUAUGACAAAGUGGCUGCAAAAGCUGACAAACUGGAAAAAGAAGUUAAGAGACUACAUAAUCUCAUUAUUGAGAUAAAUAAUAAUAAACUUAAAGCUCAGCAAGAUAGUCUUGAUAAGAUAAACAAAGAAAUAGAUCAGUGCACUUCUGCCAUUACAAAAGCACAGGUAGCAAUCAAGACAUCAGAAAGAAACCUGAAGAAAACAGAGGAUGCAAUUGUUCACACUGAGAAAGAAAUUGAAGAAAACAAAAACCAUAUACAAAUCUUAAAAGAACAGCUGACUGCAUUAGAUGAAAGAGCUACUGAAGUUAUAGAUAACAGCAAAAAAGCAGAAAUAUCCCUACCAGAGAUUCAAGAGGAACGUCGUUCGGUGCUUCAUAUAAUUAAAGCUAUACAAGAAGAAGAACAUUUGCUACAAAAAGAGGCUCUCAAUAUUAGGCUUAAAAUUGAACUACUAGACAGUCACAUUGCUGAGCAUCAAUUAAAGAUUAAGUAUUGGCAAAAGGAGAUAUCAAAGAUAUCACUGCAUUCUGUGGAAGCUGAACAAACAGAAAACCUUCCAGUACUAACUGAAGAUGAACUGGAAAAUAUUAAAGAUCCAGAUAUUAUAACAAAUCAAAUAGCUAUUUUGGAAGCUCAGUGUCAUGAAAUGAAACCAAACUUGAGUGCCAUUGCUGAGUAUAAUAAAAAGGAAGAGCUGUAUCUAAAACGUGUGGCAGAGUUGGAUGAAAUGACCAAUGAGAGAGACAAAUUCAGAGAAGCUUUUGAAGGCCUUCGAAAAAAACGGCUUAAUGAAUUUAUGGCAGGAUUUAAUAUCAUAACAAAUAAGCUAAAGGAAAACUAUCAGAUGCUUACGCUAGGAGGGGAUGCAGAACUUGAGCUUGUUGACAGUCUGGAUCCUUUCUCUGAAGGAAUUAUGUUCAGUGUUCGACCACCAAAGAAAAGUUGGAAGAAGAUUUUUAACUUAUCAGGUGGAGAGAAGACAUUGAGCUCAUUAGCUUUGGUUUUUGCUUUGCAUCAUUACAAGCCAACCCCUCUCUAUUUCAUGGAUGAAAUUGAUGCUGCCCUUGAUUUUAAAAAUGUUUCCAUUGUAGCAUUUUACAUAUAUGAGCAAACAAAAAACGCACAGUUCAUCAUCAUUUCUCUGCGAAACAACAUGUUUGAAAUAGCAGACAGACUUAUUGGUAUUUACAAGACUUACAAUACAACAAAAAGUGUUGCAACAAAUCCCAAAAUUAUUGCAUCAAAGGGACUUGCUGAACCUGGUUCCACAGAAUGCUUCUGAAUAUGGACUUUUCUUUCAACAUUUUUUUUCCUAAUGAAGAUUUGCCAAUAAUUUAAUAUCUAUUUUCUAUAAGUGCUUUUUGAAUUUAACUUUUUUACUGAGUGUCCAUUAUCUUAAACAAUAUAGAUCUCUUCAACUCUAAGUGAGUUCUUAAAACAGACAAAUAAUUCAAAUGUGACUUUUGGUAGAAGUACCUAGUGAUUAAAAUGGUGGAUUUUUUAAAAAAAAUACAGGCUAUUUUUAUUUGAAUUUGAAAAUAAAAUUUUGAUAAAUUUCUAGUAAAUAAGUUGAUAAACCAUAACAAAAAAAAUGAAUAGCGAGCAGAGUCUGAUAUUGUGCUAGCUGCGGUAUGGUUCUUUGAUUUGGUUUGGCAUCUGGAUUUGGGAUUGAUUUGACAAUUAAAACCCAGGUACAAUAAAUAAUGGUUAAACGGACCCUGACUCAAACAUUUUGUAAGCCCAUUAUCUUAAACGUUUCAGCAAUAAUUAAAAAUUAUUGCUGAAAUAUGUUCACAUACAUGUAUUGCAGAAUAAGACACUCUAAUAAUGGACACGAUGCUACGAUGCCAGAAAAAUCCCAUGGUUCUUAACCAGACAAUAUCCAUCAAGCAUAUGAUGCUUAAAUAAGUUGAUUCCCUUAAAAUAGCUGUGGUAGAAAACUUUUUGUCUGAAUAUCCCAUUUGGCAGUAAAAAAUUUUUUUUUUACCUACCCUAGAAAACUAUAGCUAAUGUUAACAAGACAAUGUUAAGUUUUAUGAACGAUGGCUUGAUUCAUUAUGUUCUACCAGACAGAAGGAUGUAUGUAUGUAUUUAUACAUACAUACAUACAUUUUAUAGGAUCUCAUCCUGUGCUGGCUCAGAUUGUCUUUAUAAUCUCUAUGGUACCAGUCCCAAGAAUUAGGGCAGAGACUACAUCCAUAAUCCAUUCUAUGCCACUUGCUAGCUGAAGGAUAGCUGAUCUGCAGCAUGGCUGAGCUCUGCUGCCUGCUCACCAGAGAGCCUCUACAAUGGACUCACCUGAUGCAGUCCAACUUGGCAACCAUGUAGGGAAGCACUGUGCCAGCCUCCAGUCACUUCAUUUACCAUUGGGCCAGUUGUUUCUGCUGUGGUUGCUAUUGCCACCAUUGCUGGUCGUAUUUCUCCCACCUGCUCAAGCAAUUAGUUGUGACAGUGUUGAACAAGUAGGUCUUUAGACCAGUCUUCAAAAUUCUAGCUGUUGCAACAUCUCUACAGUCAUGUGAUUACGAUCUAGAUGCUUGGCGACUGAUCACAUGACAGCCAUUUGUGACCUUCGCUGGCUUGUCCCAACUGAAGCCAAUGCGGAAGGGGACAGGGAAAGUUGCAAAUUGCUCCUGUAAGUCAUUUACACUGCGCCUAAGGAGCCCCAUUACUGUAAGAUUUUGGGGAUCUUGUAGUCUAUAGUCAUGAUGUGCUUAGUGAUGAAAAUUCCAGUCCCAUUUCCCAUCAUUAAAUUACUUGUAUGGAUUAUACUGAAGCUUUUACAAAAUAGUUUUGAGUUUUAUUUCUGGAGUUCAUUCCUUCUGUGAGACAGGAAGCCCUAGUUUGAUUUUAUCUGAGUUUUAAGGAAGAGAAUAUCCUGGAACAACCUCUUCAAUUGGAAUUUAUAUUUUAUAGCAAAAAAGCUUUUCCAUAGAAAAGGAGGAUAAAGAAUAUGAUUUUUGCACAUCUUUCUUUAACUCCAUGUUUUGAAUUGAAAUAAAAUGAAUGUUCAUCCAUAGUAAUCUUAAAAUUGCUUAAUCAUAUUCCAUGUUUCUCAAACAAAUUAAGGGUGUGCCCAAAAUGGAAAACCGGCUUUAUUUCAAGCCUAAAACAAACAUCACCUCAAACUUUUCACAAACCAUUUCAAAUGAGCUGCAGUUUGGUAGAAAUAAAACUUGGAUUGUGGGUGGUGGUCUGGAUUUUGCCUGAAACAAAAGUCAUGGGACUUGCCGAGUAAUUCUAAACACUGAAUGUGACAAGAAUGGUAUUCAAUUUCCCCUUUCCUAUUUCCUUCCGUGUUGAUACUGCAUUAGCUCAAUAUAUGUAUUUUUAUGCUGCAGAAAGCUACCAGUUUUAAUCAUUUAGGGUGCUGACAACCCCUUAUUUCUAUAUAUGCAUUUAGGAACAACAAAAGGUCUUAAGAUACUGAAAAGUGGGAGAUAUUGCAAACAGGCUGCCAAGCCUAUUUCUUUUAUAGAUUUCCCAGCUAACAUGACUGUUUCUAUAAAAAAUUUAAAAGGUUUUAUUCACAAUUGCUACUUAUUCCAACAGUUCCCUUAGUGCUACCAGUACUUCAUAGUUCACUGCUCCAGAGCAGAGCAGUGUCGUAUACUUAGAAAUUCACACUUGCUAUAUUUCCUUCUCAACAAUUAUGCUUCUCUACUAUAAGGAAUGUGUAUCACACUAUUCCCCUUGCUAUCCAAAUCCCCAGAAUCACAGGAUUACUCCUAGGCUGUGAGGGGAUGGGGAAGGAAGGGGCAGGAAGAGUUUGGUCUAGUGCCAUGAUAGCGAACUUAUGGCAUGUGUGGCACAGGUGGCACGCGGAGCCAUAUUGAUGGGCACAUGAGUGUUGUCCUAGCUCAGCUCCAGUGCGCAUGUGCGCGUCAGCCAGCUGAUUUUUUGGCCUUCCAGUCCUACUGGAAGUCGGGAAACGGGCUGUUUCCGGCUUCAGGAGGCCCUCAGGAUGGGUGGGGAAGGCUGUUUUCACUCUCCCCAGGCUCCAGAGGCUUUCUAGGAGCCUUGGGAAGGGGAAAAACGGGCCUACCUUGCCAUUGCAUGCCAAAAGCGGGGGAGAGCAUGGGGGGGUCACGUGCACAUACGUGGGAGAGCAGGGCGCAUUGAAUUACGGAUGUGGGCAUGUACACCCGCGACCCCCGUUUUUUGCACGCAAACGGCAAAAGGGUUAGCCAUCAUUGGUCUAGUGGUUAAGGCACCAGGCUAGAAACUCAAAAACUAGUCCUCCCAUAGACAUGAAAACUGGUUAGGUGACAUUGGGUGAGUCACUCACUUAGUUCAACUCGCUCACAGGGUUGUGGGAAAAAUAAGAGGAAGGAAUAUAAGGUAUGCCUCGAGUUAUUUAUAAAAAUAAAGGCAGGGUGAUUUAAAAAAUCUUUAAAAAUUAGUCAUGCUCUACAGUGAAAGGCAGAAACAAUUUCUAAGCAACAAAGAUGGCUAACAAAAUUUAAAUAGAGCCCUACCCUGACAAUGCUUACCUCAUACACAGCCCUAUUUCAAUAAGUGGGAAUGGGAACCAUCAGACCUGGGCAUCAAAUUAAGCACUGGACACGGAGUAUGUUUGGCAGAUGGGUGAGUUACUUGUUCUUUCCAUAUUGAACCCAUGGCCCUUUCAGAGUUCUGAAUGUAAACAGUAGUCCGUAUUGCUGGGCAGACUUCUGUUGGUUCACAGCCAGGGUUCCUAGGAUAAAAUUGUUUUGACAGCCAUGGUGCUCUCACAAGAAAUUGAGCCUUCCCUAAAUGUUUUCCUAGCAGCAUCAGAUGAAACGCUUCUUCCCCACCUUUGAGCCUGUACCAGUUUUAAACUUCUAUUACAGAAGACAACUUUUAAAUCUGCCUUAGUUUGAUCUGCAAUUGGACAAAGAGGAUUAGGUGUGUGCGAGCUAAGAUUCAGAGAUUCCAUUAUUGUGCAGUAGCAACUUCUUUACUAUAUAAAUUUUGGUUUGGCAAUAAUUGAUCUCUUCUGUAGGAUUAAAGGACCUAUUACAUCAAUUCCUUUCUUGAAACUUUUAAGACAUUCUAGGAAUUCCUGUAUUUUGGAAGGUUUUUGCUGGCAGGGUUAGUGAGCCUCUCAUGGCCGUGUCAUGCUUAGAAUGCCUUCUAAGAUAGAAAAUGGGCAUCUGAAAUGCCUACUGAAGAUGUAGAAGCUGAAAAGUUAUUUUGACUCUGAAAAAAAAUUAAAUAAGCAGCUGGAUGGCUAGAAAGUGGGUUAUGAAAAUCUAAAUGCCUAUGAAUGUGAGUAAAUAUAAAUGUAUUAUUUAUUUACAUUUAUUAAAUUUGUUUGCUGCUCAUCUUGCCACAGUGACUAUUAUUUUGUCUGCUCUAUCACAGCCAAAGAAAGAAAAAGAACAGCCAAAACCCACUUACUUUUCUAUCACUAGUACAUCCUUUAAGAAUUAUUCUGCAAUUUUAACCCAGAUGAAACCUUGUUCAUUUUUAAAAAUUUGCUAAGGGGGACAUUGCAGACAUCUAUAAAAUUUUAUGUCUAACAAUGCCUGGAAAGCUGUCCAAAGUAUUUGGAGAAAUAGUUUCUGAAUCUUGGGCACAAGUUUGAUGCUUGCUUCUAUCCAGUCCCUUAUACUUGAUCCCUGGCAAUUUGUCUAUUAAGAUCUGGAUGUUAAUGAUGAAAAUGGUAAAUAUGUCCGGUAGUGGUCCCCUCCUUUGCAAGUGUACUUUGCAAGUAAAAAUCCCUUUUAGAUAUAUUAGAUGUAGAAAUAUUUGAGAAUCAUUGUGCCACAACUAUCAUGCUUUGUGGCCAAUUGCUUAAUAGAGAAAUGGAAGAUCAUCUUCACACUUUCUUGCAGGAUUAACAAUUCUCUGCACCUACUUAAAUCAGGUUGUAAACCACAUUUUUUUACAUUAAAAUUGCCUUGGCUUCCUCAGCAUUGGGAACUGUAGCUCUGUGCAGUUAGUCCUAAAGUGAGGUGCUGUAUUUCUAAGGCUGCUAGGUAACAUGCCUUUGAUAUUAUCUAACAAAUUUAAUCUCAUGUAUAUUGAAAUUAAUAAAUCCUCUCGUUAUAUUUACAUUUCAGCAUUGAAAGCAGAUUACCAAAAUAGUUUAGCUUCAUUUCAGAUAUGAUUGGACUACUUUCUAAGGUCAAGUUUUAAAUAUAUAUAUAUAUUUAAAAAGUGAAUAUUCCUGAUUUCUAUAUAGCACCCCCUGUAAAGACAAAACAGAUGGAUUUAAGAGAUUCAUACUGAGCUGUAGGAUAAAUGAAACACUGGGAUUUUUUUCUUCUAGAUCACUAAAACUUUUCUCAUUUAUAGUGUCUGCAACUGGCAAAGUUUAAUACUGAGCACAUUUAUAGGUUCCUUGUGCCCCUUGUUAUUUAAAAUUUAACAAGUUGUAUUUGUUUUUCUUUGAAAAGGAUCCAUUUCCCUGAAAGUAUCCACAUUCAGUAAAAUAAAAAAAAUCCAUCUGUCCCCAAACUUCAUGAAUUGUGACCCCCAUAUUAAAGCAAAUCACAAGUGAUAUUUGCACUAAAAUUUGAGGAGGAACAAACAUGCAUGUUGAAAAGAUAUGGUGUUUCUCAUCAGUUACAAUCUUAGUCUUACUCAAGAAGUUUAUUUUUCUAUACUUAUUUAAAAUAGCUUCAGAAAUAUAACUAUUAAUACAAUUAUAGCUAAAGGAAUUUUUUAUUAAUUAAAAAUACAAAUUCUGAAACCUGAAAAAUCCAUUACAAAUUUUAAAAUUUAAAAGCAUGAAUGAGAGAAUCAAUACUGAGGAUGGAAAUAACAAAUUUCAAAAAAACCUACUCCCUGAUCAUCAUGCAGCUGCUAUACACCAUAUAUGGUAUGACUAACAGA
Ahaetulla prasina is the source of this 10011-nucleotide messenger RNA. It is a transcript of the gene SMC4, whose product is annotated as structural maintenance of chromosomes 4. Bases 593 to 4471 code for a protein of 1292 amino acids. Gene Ontology annotation, biological process: mitotic chromosome condensation. The record is from RefSeq and is a predicted model, not a curated record. NCBI's taxonomy places the organism in Eukaryota, Metazoa, Chordata, Lepidosauria, Squamata, Colubridae. Gene Ontology annotation, molecular function: protein binding; ATP binding; ATP hydrolysis activity. The transcript has 25 exons. Gene Ontology annotation, cellular component: chromosome.